Molecule: messenger RNA, 1467 nt
Organism: Rhinichthys klamathensis goyatoka
Lineage: Eukaryota; Metazoa; Chordata; Actinopteri; Cypriniformes; Leuciscidae
Product: meprin A subunit beta-like
Exons: 8
Coding region: 1-1467 (488 amino acids)
Biological process (GO): proteolysis
Cellular component (GO): membrane
Molecular function (GO): zinc ion binding; protein binding; metalloendopeptidase activity
Source: RefSeq, a predicted model, not a curated record
AUGGUGCCCAAUCAAAGGAGUGACGUUAUUGGGAAUGAGUGGUGGGAUAUUCCCAUCCCCUAUGAGCUGGGAGUGAAUCUCAGUAUGAACUAUAAAGGAAUCAUUUUGAGAGCUUUUGAGCAGUUCAGACUGAAAUCAUGUAUUGACUUUAAGCCCAGAGCAGCAGAAGAUUUUUACAUCUCUGUGGAGAGUCUUGAAGGGUGUUGGUCAUAUGUCGGUCGCUCAUCUCCUGGAGGCCAGACUCUUUCCAUUGGAAAUAACUGUGGAAAAAAAGCCGUUGUCGAGCAUGAGUUUCUCCAUGCACUAGGAUUUUGGCAUGAGCAGUCAAGAUAUGACAGAGAUGAUUAUGUGACCAUCAACUUUGAAAACAUCAUAAAAGGGCAUGUGACUAAUUUCAAUAAAUACAGAGAGAAUGUGACCACCUCCCCAUAUGACUAUUACUCUGUGAUGCAUUAUGAUAAAAAUGCCUUCAGUAACGGUAAUGGGUCCACGAUCAUCACCAAGCUUCCUGAGUUCCAAGAUGUGAUUGGUCAACGCCUGGACAUCAGUGAAUAUGAUGCGAUUGAGCUCAACAAACUCUAUAAAUGCAAUUCCUCCAUCUCUUUCCUUGACCACUACAGUUUUGAUGAUACAUAUCUGUGUCAGAUGAGUAUCUGUUCUGCUGCCGUUUAUGGCUGGCAGAGAGUGAAGUCAGUGAGUGGCAUCAGUGUGACUGACCACACCUACUUGAGCAAAGAACAAAAUGGGAUGUCUUUUUUCAUGCACUUCAGCACUAAGGGGAGAAAGGAAGGGGACACGGCCAUAAUGGACAGCAAGACAAUGACCCCUAAAAGAGACUGCAAAGUCCAAUGCCUGCAGUUCUACUACUAUCACAGUGGUAAUGAGUCUGACCAGCUCAACAUCUGGAUCCGAGAGUACCAGAAUGAAGCAGACAACAGAGGAACUCUCAGACUUAUGGAUCAGAUCACAGAACUCCCAGGUAAUUACUGGAAACUGCAUCAUGUGCCACUGAAUGCAAAUAAAACCUUCCAAGUUGUAUUUGAAGCCCGUAAAGGAGCUGGAAACUCCCGUGGAGGCUUCUCACUGGAUGAUAUCAAUAUUUCAGAGACUGAGUGUCCCCACAUAUGGCAGAUAAGGGACUCUGAAAAGGUUUUGAACAAUCGGAUUUUGGCGAGUCCAUUGUAUUACUCCAGUGAUGGUUAUCGCUUUCAGGCUGCAUUAGAGGUGGAUCAGAAUUUUCUUGCCAUGUAUAUUCAUCUGGUAUCUGGUGCAUAUGACGACCAGUUGCAGUGGCCUUGUCCAUGGAGACAAAUAACCUUCCAGAUGCUUGACCAGAAUCCACACAUUCAGAAGCGCAUGUCCUUAGAACAAAGCAUCACCACUGACCCUGUAUUGGUAUCUCCCAGUAAGAAUCUGAUUAUUUUUCUGUCACAUCAUGUGUUUAUAUGUAGAAUUUUACUUAGCUAA